AUGAACUAUUUCCCAGACGAAGUCACAGAGCACGUAUUCGACUUCGUAACAUCACACAAAGACAGAAACGCGAUAUCUCUGGUCUGCAAAUCGUGGUACAAGAUCGAGAGAUACAGCAGGCAGAGAGUGUUCAUCGGAAACUGCUACGCGAUAAACCCGGAGAGAUUACUCCGGAGGUUUCCAUGUCUCAAGUCCUUGACACUGAAAGGGAAGCCUCAUUUCGCCGAUUUCAACUUGGUUCCUCACGAAUGGGGAGGCUUCGUGCAGCCCUGGAUCGAAGCCUUAGCUAGGAGCCGCGUGGGGCUAGAGGAGCUGCGGUUGAAGCGGAUGGUUGUUACCGAUGAGAGCUUGGAGUUGCUUUCACGUUCGUUUCCGAAUUUCAAGUCUUUGGUUCUUGUUAGCUGCGAAGGCUUUACUACUGAUGGUCUUGCCUCCAUUGCCGCCAAUUGCAGGCAUAUUCGGGAUCUUGACUUGCAAGAAAACGAAAUCGACGACCACAGAGGUCAAUGGCUGAGCUGUUUCCCAGACACGUGCACGAGUCUCGUCACGCUGAACUUCGCAUGUCUCGAAGGAGAAACCAAUCUCGUGGCACUAGAGAGGCUCGUGGCUAGGUCACCGAACCUAAAGAGUCUGAAGCUAAACCGUGCGGUGCCGCUCGACGCGCUCGCGAGGUUAAUGGCGUGCGCGCCGCAGAUAGUUGACUUAGGAGUAGGGUCGUACGAGAACGACCGAGAGUCAGAGCCGUACCUGAAACUCGAGGCCGCCAUAAAGAAAUGCACCUCGUUGCGGAGUUUGUCCGGGUUUCUUGAAGCCGCUCCUCACUGUCUCUCUGCGUUUCACCCGAUUUGUCAUAACCUGACCUCAUUGAAUCUUAGCUACGCAGCUGAGAUCCAUAGCAGCCAUCUCAUUAAGCUUAUCCAGCAUUGCAACAAACUCCAACGCUUAUGGAUAUUGGAUAGUAUAGGUGACAAAGGGCUUGCAGUGGUAGCUUCUACGUGUAAAGAGUUGCAAGAGCUUAGGGUUUUUCCGUCUGAUUUAGUCGGUGGAGGCAACACAGCUGUGACCGAAGACGGUCUAGUCGCAAUCUCUGCUGGUUGCACUAAGCUUCAUUCGAUUCUCUACUUCUGCCAGCAGAUGACUAACGCAGCGCUCAUAACCGUCGCCAAGAACUGUCCGAACUUCAUCCGGUUUAGGCUCUGCAUCCUCGAGCCGAACAAACCGGACCACGUCACGUCCGGACCUCUAGACGAAGGCUUUGGAGCGAUCGUGCGAGCCUGCAAGAGCCUGAGACGGCUCUCGCUCUCCGGUCUUCUCACGGAUCAAGUCUUUCACUACAUUGGGAAGUACGCGCAUGAGCUGGAGAUGCUCUCGAUAGCUUUUGCUGGGGAUACGGAUAAAGGCAUGCUCUAUGUGUUGGAUGGUUGCAAGAAGAUGAGGAAGCUGGAGAUUAGGGAUAGUCCGUUUGGGGACACGGCGCUUCUUGCUGAUGUGAACAAGUACGAGACAAUGCGAUCCCUUUGGAUGUCGUCAUGCGAGGUCACACUCGGCGGAUGCAAAAGGAUCGCUCAGAUAGCGCCGUGGCUCAAUGUUGAGAUCAUUAACGAGAACAAUAAUAACCGGAUGGAGGAGAACGGACACGAAGGGAGACAAGAGGUGGAUAAGUUGUAUCUGUACCGGACUGUAGUUGGGACUAGGACUGAUGCGCCGCCAUUUGUCUGGAUUCUCUAG
Molecule: messenger RNA, 1728 nt
Organism: Microthlaspi erraticum
Lineage: Eukaryota; Viridiplantae; Streptophyta; Magnoliopsida; Brassicales; Brassicaceae
Source: the annotation of a GenBank genome assembly